Molecule: messenger RNA, 675 nt
Organism: Gossypium raimondii (Peruvian cotton)
Lineage: Eukaryota; Viridiplantae; Streptophyta; Magnoliopsida; Malvales; Malvaceae
Product: non-specific lipid transfer protein GPI-anchored 7
Exons: 3
Coding region: 94-531 (145 amino acids)
Source: RefSeq, a predicted model, not a curated record
AAUAGGGAUUUUGUUUUCAUUUUAAGCCAAAACUUAGCAGCUAAGGAAAAUCAAAACAACGCGGAGUCUAAUUGAAUUUCACAAACCCCCAAAAUGGCUAACCUCAUGAUCAUGGCGGUUCUCCUGGUUGCGGUGUCGACGGCGGCAACCGUUACGGACGCGCAAGCAACUUGCGCGGCAAAGCUAGUGUCUUGUUCUCGUUACAUCCUAAACACCACCAUCAAACCUCAAGACGACUGUUGUAACCCGAUCAAGGAAGAGGUAGCCAACGAUCUUUCCUGCCUUUGUAACCUCUACAAAGACCCUAAAGUUUUUGCUUCUUUGAACAUCUCCACCGCGCAAGCUCUCAAUGUCACUCGUGAAUGCGGCGUCACUACUGAUCUAACCGCUUGCAACAGCAACAGCACUUCUACAAGCUCUGCUACAUCCCCACCAGGAGGACGAUCUGCAGAUCAAAAUGGAGGUGCUGACAGGAUAUCAUUGACUGGAGUUACCAUCGUAUUCUUUUUUUCCAUCUCUAUGGCACUGUGAUGAAGUGUUAUAUAUCAAUUAGACAGAGAAAAUAGAGUACUAGUUUUGUCAUUAUAUCUUUAGAGAUUACGAAUUCAAAAUUAUAUUUUUAAGAGAUUAAAAUUUGAAAUAAAUUUAAAUCUGAUUUUAAGUCAGUUGCGUAAA